Colletotrichum fioriniae is the source of this 1539-nucleotide messenger RNA. The record is from RefSeq and is a predicted model, not a curated record. Lineage: Eukaryota; Fungi; Ascomycota; Sordariomycetes; Glomerellales; Glomerellaceae.
AUGGGUAACGAGGAGUCGACGAUGCUGGACGACAGCGUCCAGCCCAAGACGCUCGAGUCGCGCUCGCUGGAGGCCAUUGCUGAUUACAUCAAGUCCGGCGAUGUGAAAAAGAUUGCCGUCCUGACCGGCGCCGGCAUCUCAACAGCCGCUGGCAUCCCCGACUUCAGAUCACCCGGCACCGGCCUCUACGCCAACCUAGCCCGCCUCAACCUCCCCUACGCCGAAGCCGUCUUCGACAUCUCCUACUUCCGCAAGCACCCCGAGCCCUUCUACUACCUCGCCAAGGAGCUCUACCCGGGAAAGUUCCACCCCACCGUCUCCCACGCCUUCAUCGCCCUACUCGCGAAAAAGGGUCUCCUGCAGAUGAACUUUACACAAAACAUUGACUGCCUCGAGAGGCGCGCCGGCGUGCCGGACGACAAGAUCAUCGAGGCGCACGGCAGCUUCGCCACCCAGCGCUGUAUCGAGUGCAAGGACACGUUCCUCGCCGACCGAAUGGAAAAGCACGUCCAGGACGAAAACGUGCCCAAGUGCGAUUCCUGCGGUGGGCUAGUGAAGCCGGACAUUGUCUUUUUCGGGGAGGCGCUGCCGGAGGCGUUCCGCGAUAAUACACACCUGCCCGCCAUGGCUGAUUUGAUAGUUGUCAUGGGUACGAGCCUCUCAGUCUACCCCUUUGCCGGCCUAGCCGAGGCUUCGAAGUCUGGCGUGCCGCGGUUGCUGCUCAACAGGGAACGGGUGGGACAAAUGGGUCGCAGGGCGGAUGACGUUGUCGAGUUGGGGACGUGUGAUGCUGGAGUUCGUAAGGUUGCUGCCCUGCUUGGCUGGGGCGAUGAGCUAGAGGCGCUCUGGCGCGGUAUUGUGGGCGAAAAGGAGGCCAAGAGACAGCUUGCGUCGGCCGCUGGCGAAGGCGAGGAUGAUUUGGAGGAGGAGAUUCGGAGAGUUACCGAGGGCGUCGACACGGCGCUCAAGCUCGACGACGACAAGGACGACGAAAAGGAGGAGCAUGCUGCGGAAGCCACCAAGGAAACGGAAGAAGUCGGCUUCCCUCUACGGCAAGACGGCGGAAGCGACACCGAGGACGCGCAGAAGAGUAUUCCCGCGGGCGUCGUGCAGAGAAUGUCAAAGGCGAUCCAGGGCCAGGGGGGCGAGAUUGGCACGGAUAUCAAGGAUGAUCGCGGCCGCGAGGGGAGAACCGUUAAUGGAUCUGAAGGCGCACCGCAGGACGCAAAGGACUUCCGGAUCGAGGCCAAGAAGAAGAUUCAGCUUGCGGCACAGGGCGCGGCCACGCCUCUUGACGAGGUUGCCAUCGUCUUCGACGCUUCUGCGCCUGUGGCUGAGAUGAAGCAUGAGGACCCGAAAAGCGCUGAGUUGCUGAGUGGAGUUUCUCGGUAUGAGGAGACGUCCGCGCCUGCUGCUGGUGUGGACAAGGAGUCGACGAGUGCCAAGGCUGAGCCGGCUCUUGCUUCUACGACAGCACAAGAAGCCCCCGGGAGUUUAGAGAAAGAGGAGAAGCCGUCAUCGGGUGACUCAAAGUUAUGA